GCUGGGCGGUUGCCAGCAGUUUGCAAGACCCAGGUGGCCCCGGGCAGGAAGGUGGUAGGGAGCCUUCGCCCUGCCUGCAGCCCGGCGUCCGCCCCCCGCAGCGCCCUCGGUGAGUCCACUCCCUGCGGGAGCGGCCUAGGGCGUUGGGGAGGGAGCUGGGGUCACCUCCCGGGGGAAAGGAGGCCCCAGGGAGCAGGUGCAGGACCCCCGGGGAAACUGAGGCCUCAGGGAAGAAGGUGCAGGAUCCCCGGGGAAACUGAGGCCCCAGGGAGCAGGUGCAGGAUCCCCGGGGAAACUGAGGCCCCAGGGAAGAAGGUACAGGACCCCCGGGGAAACUGAGGCCCCAGGGAGCAGGUGCAAGACCCCCGGGGAAACUGAGGCCUCAGGGAAGAAGGUGCAGGAUCCCCAAGGAAACUGAGGCCCCAGGGAGCAGGUGCAGGAUCCCCGGGGAAACUGAGGCCCCCAGGGAGCAGGUGCAGGACCCCCAGGGAAACUGAGGCCCCAGGGAGCAGGUGCAGGAUCCCCGGGGAAACUGAGGCCCCAGGGAGCAGGUGCAGGAUCCCCGGGGAAACUGAGGCCCCAGGGAAGAAGGUGCAGGAUCCCCGGGGGCACUGAGGCCCCAGGGAGCAGGUGCAGGAUCCCCGGGGAAACUGAGGCCCCAGGGAAGAAGGUGCAGGAUCCCCGGGGAAACUGAGGCCCCAGGGAGCAGGUACAGGAUCCCCCGAGGAAACUGAGGCCCCAGGGAGCAGGUGCAGGACCCGGGGGAAACUGAGGCCUGGUGGCAGCCUUGCUAGGGUUGGAGGGGCUUUCCACCCCACGUGGUGCCCCAGCCCGCACGAGGGCUGGAGGACCAGGCCCUUUCCCAGUCCUCAGCCUUCCCUGCAAAGGGCAGCACCUCCUCCCUCGCGGGGCCGGUGGGUGCCAUGGGCUGACUGCGGCCGCCCCCAGGACACGCCAUGAACCCGCUGGUGCUCGUGGUGCACGGCGGCGGCGCCAGCAGCAUCUCCCGGGAGCGGCGGGAGCGGGUGCGCCAGGGCGUGCUGCGCGCAGCGGCCUUGGGCUACCGCAUCCUGCGGGCGGGCGGGAGCGCGCUGGACGCGGUGGAGGGCGCGGUGGCGGCGCUGGAGGACGACCCCGAGUUCAAUGCAGGUUGUGGAUCUGUCUUGAAUGCAAAUGGUGAAGUGGAAAUGGAUGCAAGUAUCAUGAGUGGGAAAGAUCUGUCCUCAGGAGCCGUGUCUGCAGUCCGCUGUAUAGCGAACCCCAUUAAGCUUGCACGGCUUGUCAUGGAAAAGACGCCUCAUUGUUUUCUGACUGGCCAAGGAGCAGCAAAGUUUGCAGCAUCCAUGGGGAUUGCAGAAGUUCCGGAAGAGCAACUGGUAACAGAGAGAAACAGAAAACGUCUGGAAAAAGAGAAAUAUGCUCAAAAAGCAUGCUGUCAAAAGUAAGUGCCCUCAAUAGCUAAUAUUUCUGGGAGUUACUUGAGUGUGGAGGUUUGACAGAUAUCUGACGAUAUAUAGAUAACGUUUCUUAAGU
Erinaceus europaeus (western European hedgehog) is the source of this 1533-nucleotide messenger RNA. RefSeq names its product isoaspartyl peptidase/L-asparaginase-like. The record is from RefSeq and is a predicted model, not a curated record. Lineage: Eukaryota; Metazoa; Chordata; Mammalia; Eulipotyphla; Erinaceidae. The coding region runs from base 957 to 1445 and encodes 162 amino acids. Gene Ontology annotation, molecular function: hydrolase activity. The transcript is spliced from 4 exons.